UCGCCGCCGCCGCCAACCCCACCCACCGCACGUUUCGCCCCCAUAGCCAUGGCCUCCCACGCCGCCUACUCCCGCCCUCGCCUCCUCUUCAGCGCCUUCUCCUCAACCACUCCACGGGCUCAAGUACCCAAGUCUGCUCCCGAGCCCGCGCCCACGCCUGCACCGGGCCAGAAUGCGGCAGAUGGCGAGGCGGAUGCGAAACCCCACGCCGGCCGCAACCGCCGGAUGCGCAUCGGCAAAAUCCUGCGGAUGAUCUCCGAGGAGCGCCACCCAGACAAGCUGGUGUCCCAGUUCAUCACCGCGUCGACCGCGUCCCCACGCUUCCGCGACAACCGCCGCGUGUACGAGGUGGCGGUGUCCCGCCUCGCCUCCUACGGUCGCCGCGACGCCGUCGCGGCCCUUCUCGACUCGCAGAAGCCCUUCAUUGAGGCCUCCAGAUCGGGCUUCGCCGCGCGGCUCGUCCGCCUCUACGGCCGCGCCUCCAUGCCGUCCCACGCCGCUGCGACCUUCCUUGACCUUCCCCCAAAGCACAAGUCCGUCACGGCCUUCAACGCCCUCCUCGCCGCCUACAUAGACUCAGGCGACUUCGACAAGCUCGUUGCGGCGUUCCCGGAACCCGGCCUCUCGGCCGCCCUCGAUGUCAUCCCGCUCAUGGAGAAGUGCGGCCUUACCCCCGAUGAGAUAUCUUUCAACAGUCUGCUUAAUGGGUUUUACAACAAUGGCCGCUUUAAUGAUGCCGAGAAAGUCUGGCAGAUGAUGAAGGAGAGGAAUGUUGAGCCGAACACAAACAGCUAUAACGCAAAGCUGCGGGGUCUGGUUGUCGAAGGGAGGAUUGAGGAUGCAGUCGCUGUAAUUGAGAUGAUGCAGAAAGAUGGGCCCAAACCUGAUUCAGUGUCCUACAAUGAGUUGAUUCGAGGGUAUUGCAAGGAAGGGAGGUUGGAUGAGGCCAAGAAAGUAUAUGAUGAUCUGGUAAAGAAUGUAUGUGCUCCAAAUAAGGGAACAUUUGAAACUCUCGUGCCAUGUUUUGUGGAAGCUGGAGAGCUUGAUCUUGCUCUAAGUUGCUGCCAUGAGAUCUUUAGUAGGAAGUGCCGAGUGAAAUGCUCAUUGCUGCAGGGGGUGGUGACGGCAUUGGUUGCUGCAUCUAGAAUCGAGGAGGCUACCAGGAUUGUUAAGCUUGGGUGGAAGAACAACUAUCCUCCGAGGGGUCUGAAGAUGCCAGCACUUACUGAAAAAAACUAUGAUGUAGAAGCAGAAACUGACUGCGAUGAUUCAACACCGUAUGAAGAGGGGAGUAAGGAGGAAAAGCAGUCUGACAAUAGCCCUGUUCGUUUCAGCUGGCAGAUUUUAAAUGCUCGACUUUGGAAAAUUCUGAAGUCAGGAGACUCCUGGAAUCAAGAAUCCAAAAUCCAUUAACCUUUAAAAUCAGCUAGUAGCUGAAACAAACGGGACCAAUGCUUGAUGGCCUGAUGAGGAUAUGCUUUCGUAGAUUAGCCAUGGAUAUGUUGAGGAGCUUCGGCAGGUUCUAAUCUAUCCAUGUUCGGAAACGAAGCCGCACACAUCUAAAGGCAUGCUACGAAUCGUGCGGCAGGAUAGGCACUAGCCAUGUGCGCACAAAGUCCAUACUCUGCUUAGGUGGAAAAAACAUCUAUAAUUUCUUACCGGAUAUUCACAGCAAAUGCUUCGUGUUGCCUAGGAUGUCUAGCAUGAAAAUUGAGAAUUUGUCACAUGGCAUGGAAAGUGUUAAUUAUAUUAAACUUAAUGUUUUUUUGGUCUUUAACCAUUCUUUAAGUUACUGUAAUCUUUAUGUUAAUUGUAUUCGAAGGAGUUCUAUCGUGCAUCUGAAUCAUAACGGCUGUUCAUUGUUAGCAAAUGUAUG
Messenger RNA from Panicum hallii, 1876 nucleotides. Its product is annotated as pentatricopeptide repeat-containing protein At3g13160, mitochondrial-like. The record is from RefSeq and is a predicted model, not a curated record. Bases 49 to 1413 code for a protein of 454 amino acids. Lineage: Eukaryota; Viridiplantae; Streptophyta; Magnoliopsida; Poales; Poaceae. Gene Ontology annotation, cellular component: chloroplast. The transcript is spliced from 2 exons. Gene Ontology annotation, molecular function: protein binding.